Molecule: messenger RNA, 3050 nt
Organism: Diabrotica virgifera virgifera (western corn rootworm)
Lineage: Eukaryota; Metazoa; Arthropoda; Insecta; Coleoptera; Chrysomelidae
Gene: Caper
Product: RNA-binding protein 39
Exons: 8
Coding region: 171-1895 (574 amino acids)
Biological process (GO): mRNA processing
Cellular component (GO): nucleus
Molecular function (GO): RNA binding
Source: RefSeq, a predicted model, not a curated record
ACGACGUGACGUAACGACAUCCGACAUAAUUAAUUAACGCCGCCAUAUUGUAAAAUUACUAUUGAUCCUGAUUAGAAAGUUUAUUUCCAUUUUUUUUUGGCGUGGUCUGUUUUGUCUAGCUACAAGAUAAUAUAAAUCUACAAUUCCUUAUUGAUUCAUCGAUCAGCAAAAUGGCUGAAGAUCUUGACGUCGAAGCUAUGUUGGAAGCUCCCUACAAGAAAGAUGAUGAAUACACAUCAUCAAAGUCAAGGGAAACGCGAGAAGUCAGCAAGAAGCGGUCAGAGAAGAAGCGCAGGAGCACCAGCAGAAGUCGGAGAAGUACCAGCAGAGGACGAAGAAGUACCAGCAGAAGCAACAGGAGUACCAGCCGAGGCCGUAGAAGUACGAGUCGCAGUCGCCGAAGUACUAGCCGUAGUCGUAGAAGUACCAGCAGGUCUAAAAGAAGUAGGUCGAAAGAGAGACGACGAUCGAAAGAGCGCAGGCGUUCGGUCGAAAAAAGAAGACGUUCCAGAGAUAGAAAGCGUAGAUCCUCGUCUAAAGACAGAAAAAGUCGGUCGAGGGAUCGCAGGGACCGUAGUAAAUCUAAGGACAGAAGAAGUAGAUCUAGAGAUAGACGUAGCAGAUCGAGAGAUAGAAAGAAGCGCGAGCGUCGUGAAAGAAGUCGCACUCCUAAAGAAAGAAAACCGAGCCCAAAAAGACGUACACCUUCACCUACACCAUUCGGCAAACCACCAUUCCUGAAGAGACCUCGUUCUCCCCUCGGCAUCCGAGGAACAUCACCUUUAGAAGAACUAAGCGCUGAAGAGAGAGAUGCCAGGACAGUAUUCAUUAUGCAGUUAUCUCAGAGGAUACGUGCCAGGGACCUGGAGGAUUUCUUCAGUUCAGUAGGAAAAGUACGAGAUGUUAGAAUGAUCGUUUGCAAUAAGACGCGAAGGUUCAAAGGAAUUGCUUAUAUAGAAUUUAAGGAUCCAGAAAGUGUAGCAUUAGCUCUGGGCUUGUCUGGUCAGAAACUUCUUGGUAUUCCUAUAAUAGUUCAACACACCCAAGCAGAAAAGAACCGAAUGGGCAAUUCGAUGCCCAAUAUGCUGCCCAAAGGGAUGAUUGGUCCAAUGAGACUGUAUGUAGGAUCUUUACAUUUUAACAUUACCGAAGAAAUGUUGAGAGGAAUCUUCGAACCGUUUGGCAAAAUCGACAGUAUUCAGCUGGUACAGGAUCCCGAAACUGGAAGAUCCAAAGGAUAUGGGUUCAUUACGUAUCACAGCUGCGACGACGCCAAAAAGGCUCUGGAACAACUAAACGGGUUCGAAUUGGCUGGCAGACCGAUGAAAGUGGGCAACGUAACCGAACGCCUAGAUCUACAACAACAAGGUCCCUCGAUUUUGGAUUCGGACGAACUGGACAGAUCUGGUAUCGAUCUGGGAGCGACUGGUCGAUUGCAGUUGAUGUUUAAGCUGGCAGAGGGCGCUGGAAUGCAAGUACCUCAAGCUGCUGCGAAUGCGUUGAGUAUGGCUACCGGUCAGCCGGUGAUACCCCAAGUACAGACCAACUCGACACCUCCGAUAGCCACUCAGUGCUUUAUGUUAAGUAAUAUGUUCGAUCCAUCAACAGAAUCGAACCCAUCCUGGGACAUAGAAGUCCGAGAUGACGUGAUCGAAGAAUGCAACAAACACGGAGGUGUACUACAUGUCUACGUCGAUAAAGGCUCCCCACAAGGCAACGUAUACGUCAAAUGUCCAUCAAUAGCCACUGCAGUAGCCUCUGUCAACACUUUACAUGGUCGAUGGUUCGCUGGUCGUGUGAUCACGGCUGCCUAUGUUCCUCUGUUGAAUUACCAUUCACUGUUCCCAGACGCCAUGACUACGACCACUUUGUUGUUACCGUCUAGUAGAAAAUAAUGUGAUUAUAUCAGAUCGUUUAAGUGGAGGACAUUUUGUUAGUAGGUACGUGAGACAUUCUCGAGCAAUAUCUUAGGAAUAUUGCCUUUAUAUCACUUGAUACCUAGUCUUUUUUGAGUGUUUUUACGUUUCUGAUCCGUAUUUAAAUACAAUCUGAAGUUAUUAUUAAAAUAAAGAUCUAUACCGAUUCCAUAUUUUUGAUUAACACAUUAAAUGAAUUUGUCUGUCUGGCAUUGGCUAUUAAAAUCCGAGAUCUGAAGAAUUAAGAUACAAUUUGGCAACGUCGCUAGAAUAUUUGCGUAGAUUGGAAGGGUAUUGACUCAUUUUGAUGAUUUAGAUCAAUUUCUGAGUUUAGCUGCCAGUUUAUAUUAAUUACACUGUGUUAGUAAAAGCAUGAAUCACAGGAAGAAACACUAAUUGCAAAAUUUUUCUGUCUGUCAUUUAUCCAAGAUCUCAAGAAUUAAUAUAAUAUUUGGCAAUGUCGCUAGCAUAUUCACGUAUUUUUAAGGGAUAUUCACUCAUUUUUAAUGAUUUAGAUACACUCGGGAGUUUAGUUACCAGUGUGUAUUGUACUCUGUUAGCAAAAGCAUAGAACGAAGGAAAAAACACUAAUUGCAAAAUUUUUCUGUCUGCCAUUUAUCCAAGAUCUCAAGAAUUAAUAUACAAUUUGACAACAUCGCUAGAAUAUUAGCUUAGCUUCCAGUGUAUAUUGCACAUAUUGCUAUCUGUAGAUUUCGGCUAAACUUUUAGAGGAAAUAGAGGUAAGUCUGUCAGUGUUGCCACUUCACCUAUAAUUUCCUGGUUUUCAAGAAAUAGAAAAUAGCCUGCCAAACAGAUUAAUUUAUUUAUCUACUGUCCAUUCAAGAUAGCGAAAUAUACUAGAAAACAAAUGAAUUACAUUUUGUUUUUUCUUUAUUUUGUCAAUAAACUUGUAAAAGUGUUUCUAGUAAGCUUCUGGCAUUAUUUUUUCAAGUCAAGUAUCACAAAAAACACCAUUCAGUCAUAGUUCCGGAAUAUUUGGUUAUCAAUUUUACGUUAAGAAUGAUAUUUAUGUAUUAUUUAGUGGUUUUUGUAAAUAAAAUGUUUUAUAUUUAAAAUUUCGGUAAUAAUUUUAGUUUAAGUUGAUUUAUAUGUAAUAUAAGUCUUUAUAAUAAA